Molecule: messenger RNA, 1894 nt
Organism: Bradysia coprophila
Lineage: Eukaryota; Metazoa; Arthropoda; Insecta; Diptera; Sciaridae
Source: RefSeq, a predicted model, not a curated record
AAGUUGAAUUAACUAGUUGUCGAUCGAACGGAGUGCGAACAGCAUCGAAUCGUUUUAAUUCUUAUAAACCAUCUGGGUAAAAAUCGUCAGUGUGAUCUAAAGUUUAUCGAACGGAAGAAGAGAUUUUUUGUUAUUUGAUCUGAAAAAUUACUUUGUCGUUAAUUCGUAUUGACGGCAAAUCGACUCUGAGUGAAUAUCCGAACGAAUAUUAAACUUUAAUGGACAUAAUCUGUGCAUAAAACGAAGAACGUUAAAGUUGACGUACAACUGAUUAAUAAAAAUCGAAGAGACACAAUCACAAACAAUUAUAUAUACCUACCUACCACCUCAACCACCAGAAAAACAGAAAAACAACCGAACCAACAACCAAAGUAUCGAACUAUUAAAAUAUUGUUCCACAGUAUCACAUGUGCUCAGUCAAUGAAUAACGUGAAGACUGUUUGGUAUACAUACACCUUUCACUAAGAAUUUCGAUUGGCUAUUUAACCAAAUUAACAACUUAUUGAUUGUUCGAUAUUACGAUCAUUCGUGUUUAGUGAACUAAAAGUGAAGGUGUUGCUUUGCAUUCCGUACAAUUUGAUCGUUGCUCCGCAAAAAUAAUUUUUUUUUAUUAGACACAAUGAAGACAGUGAAUAUUUUAUACGUUGCGCUCCUGGUGGCUGUUAUCACAAUUGCACAAUGUGAAGAAGAAGCGCCAAAGAAAACCAGCGCUCUACUUCGAAGAGCAGCCGGACGUAAUACUUUCACGAAGACAACUACCACUACCUCACCACCACUUCAAGAUGAAUAUCAAGACGAAAUCGAUGAAAAUGGCGAAUAUAUCGAUGAUCAAGGUGCAAUCGAAAACGGCGAUGCAUCCACAACCACAACGACAACGGAGCCAGCGAAAAAAAUUGGUCCAAUCAUUCGGCCAUUCCGUAGUAACGACGAUUUAUUGAGCGCAUUGAAACGGCGCCAACAAAACAUGAAGUCGAUCAAGAAAGUUACAUCGAAGCCGUACGUAGAGGAGGAACAAGAGAAGGAAGUGGCUCCAGUUUCGCCGUCCAAAUUGAAUGCAAACAACAAACCAAUCGAUCGUCAUUCGAUAAAUGCGAAGAAGAAUCGUUUCGGCGGUGGCAGAGUUUCAAGUGUAGUAGCAUCUGAACAGCACGACACACAACCACCUGCUGAAGAAGUAACACCGCAGCCAACAGUUAAACGGCCUGCAAGAUCUCGAUUCGGAUUCAAUAGGAGCAAUUAAGAUCACUUGAAGAGUCGAAAUUUUUCCUCGUUUUUAAUUGGUUCUAUUUGUGUUGUGUAAAAUUUAAGGGAAAAAAAAUAUUUAUUUGGAUACAAAAUCCACACUAUGCACUCUAAAUAGUUUAUUUUUUGCUUGUGAUGAUAUCAAACUACAUACGGUAGUGUAUUUACAUAAAAUAAUCUACAUUCUUUCUCCUACUCUCUUUCUGCUACUUUCUCCCUUUCUAUUUGUCUUUGCGAAAUUCUAAAUUUUAAAGAAGAAAUUUUUCUGCUCUUCACUUCCUUCGCAUUUACACCGUUUAGCUCUCUGUUUACUUUACAAAAGUGGAACAUGUGGAAAGAGUUUUCAUUGUUUGACAGUAAACGGUGAGGUAAUCGGAGUGACUGCGUUUUAAUCCACACAUAUUUUCUAUUUAAAACUCUGUUAAUCUAUCUCUCUCUCUCUCCCUUCCUCUGUCAUUGACUCUCUGGUAAUCUGAAAUCUUACGCAAAUUAAGCAAAUUAGAAAUUUUGUUCUUCCGUUUCUUUUCUAUAGUGUUUAAGGAUACUCCUAUGAUUUUAAAAUUCAUUUGUGUUAAAUAUUUAUGUUUUUUUUUGUAAUCUGUCAUGUAUUGAGCAUUUUAUGUGAUUUACAAUUAAAUCGUUUUCGUACAAA